AAAGGGGCCGCCAAGGAAAUAGGUUAUAUUCCUGCGCUAAGCCGAGCAUAGUAAUAGAAGAAGAGAAGAAUGACACCAUCCAAGCUUCUGAUAAAAUAGCUUCUCAUGCAAACCCGUAAUUUUCUACCAAGACAAUGGAGCGUGAUGGACGGAGACUUCCUGCUGGCACUCCGGAUGCAGGAGGAGUGGGAGGCGGAGGAGGCUGCGGCGUCCUCCUCCUCCUCCUCGUCCCCUUCUUCUGUCCCGCGGCCGCUCUCGGUGGUGGACGAAGCCUGGGAGCUGCUGGACCCCAGCCCCGACGUGCGAGGCCUCUUCCUGCAGUUCAACGAGACCCUUUUCUGGGGGCGUUUGGCGGCCGUGGAAGUGAAGUGGAGCCCGCGCAUGACGCUGUGUGCUGGAGUUUGCUGCUAUGAAGGACGGGGUGGUAUGUGCUCCAUCCGACUCAGUGAGCCACUUUUAAAGUUACGGCCAAGGAAAGAUCUCGUAGAGACUCUGUUACAUGAAAUGAUCCAUGCCCUGUUGUUUGUGGACAACAGCGUCAAAGAUCGUGAGUCCCAUGGCCCAGAGUUCUGCAAACACAUGCAUCGGAUAAAUCGCUUAACUGGGGCCAAUAUUACGAUCUAUCAUGAGUUUCAUGAUGAAGUAGAUUCCUAUCGCCAGCACUGGUGGAGAUGUAAUGGUCCAUGUCAAAGUAGAAAGCCAUAUUUUGGUUAUGUGAAGCGUGCAAUGAAUAGAGCACCAUCUGCAAAGGAUUUCUGGUGGGCUGAGCACCAACAGACUUGUGGGGGGACAUUCACUAAGAUCAAAGAGCCAGAGAACUACUCCAAGAAAGGCAAAAAAAAGACUGAUCAAACAAAAUCUCUAGUUGAUGACAAAGGAAGAGCUCAUGGAGGCAACGUACAAAGCAUAAUUCCUUUUAGUGGAAAAGGAUAUGUGCUUGGAGGAAAAAGCAGUGUGUUGUCCUUAGGAAGAUUCACAAGUCCAAGCAACAGUAAGAGCAGAGAGCUGCUUGGUUCACAGCAUCAUUCACCAGUUGGCUCAUCAAGACCAAAUCCUAAAAGUGAAACAGACUUGGAACAUAAUGUUCCCUGUACAAACACUUCCCCUCCAUUUUCUUGCAGCGGUGGUGACAAAAAUAGCUAUGUUUCCAGCAUCACACUUCCUAAAAUAUCUGUUGCUAAUACAAAAGCUUACACUAAUGUUAAUGGCUCACCAAUUAGAAACAGUUUUCUUAAUGGAAGAAGAUCAGAUUGGAACUCUACAAAUGCUAAAUGGGAUUUAUCACCAAAGGGAACAUUAAAAAGAAGCAUUCCUGAACCUGCACCAACUCUAUCCACUCCAGGACCUCAGACUGCAUCUCAAGGAAAUGGAAGCAUGAAUACAUCUAGUGUGCCACCAAAACGAGCCAAAAUGGAAGAUACAGCUGCCUUUGAAAAUUACUUCAUAAAGAAAGCAGAGCCAGGGUGGGCUAGCCCUUCUGUGAGGAGCAAGGCUGAACCAACAUCCUUGGGAAAAUCUGUUACUUCUAUGAGUGAUCAAAGUAGAAAGGUUAGCUGCCCUGUCUGUCACUCUGAGGUUUUGGAAGCUAAAAUCAAUGAACACCUAGACUCCUGUCUCUGAGGUCCAUUAAAAUUAUCCUAACCUUAAAGGUUCUUCUUUUCUCAGGGGUUGUCCACCUGAACAUUGCAUGUGUUCAGUGCAGUCUUCCAGAUUUCUUCUAGAUGAGGAAUUCACUUUGGGCAUGGCACUUUGUAUAUGAAGUAGGCUGUAAGGCUUUUUCAGCUUAAGGAAAUCAUUCUAAUUUGGGCACUCUUGCUAGUAAUGCAACCAAUUUUGAACACAUCUUACAGCCAUAAGAGAAUUUUUAAAGGAGUUUUGAAGAAACAAAUACACAUUUUUGUAUGUUUAACAAAAUAUAUAUUCUAAAAAUAAAACACUAAGCUUGUUUGCUAGCAUUGUCAAUACUUGUGCAUAUGCUCUUGAGAAUCCUUUACUGAACAUGUGUUAAAUACUACAUUUUAAGAAAGUUUCUCAGUUACUAGUUUCAGAUCUAAUUUGGAAACGAGUGGGUUAUGCUGUUUAUCACUCAUAAGCAGCACAUUUCAGUAUAACCAAUACUACUCCCAGUUCAAAAAUUAUAUCUCAUGAGAAUUCCCUCCUCAAACCUUUCAAAUAUGGGUGUGGGGUUCUUGAUUAUCGUAUUGAUUUCAGUAUUAUACAUGCUGCUGUUGUAUCUCAGGACUAAGGGAAAUGUUAUGGAAAUGGGAGAGCCAAGAUGAAUAAAGUAGGCCAAGUAUUCUGCUAUAUGUGCAACUGAGAGCCAUUUGUGACAUAAUUGCUUGUAUCCUAAAGCUGGUUCUUGGAAAGAUAGCAUGCAUGUGAACAUGUGUUAAGGAUAACUUCUGUAUCUUGUGUAAAGAAAAUCCCAUUUUCUGAACAUAUGGAGUCUAGAUCAUGACAUUGACUGUGGGCAAAUUGUGUGGAUUAUUCUAGUUAAACAUCUUGCUCUGUGCACUAUAUAGCAGACUAUUACAACCAUUCUCCUAAGGCCUCUGUAAUUGUCUAAUCUGUUUAUUUAAAUUUAGGGUUUGUGUAAGAUAGAAAACUACAGGGAUUGUGACAUAACAUAUAUACAUUUGUAUAUCGGAAUCGGUUCUAGAUCUCUUCGGGCUUCUCGGGUGAUGUGCAGUUUGCUAGUGAUCUAAAAGGUCAAUUUUUUCCUAGCCUUGUUCUGUUCUAUCAGUUUAAAUAUUCAAUGGGAGAAGAAGUCCAGAUUUAAUGUUGAGAGUUGCAAAGCCUUCCCACCCACACCCACCCCUUCAAGGUAGUAUUCAAAUAUGUAAAGUUCAUAUAUACUGACAGGUGAUUUUUGACUGACGGUGAUUUGCAUAAAUUAGGGUGCCUUCAAAUUUGCAGUUUCACAAAACUAAAUUGGAAAUCCCCAAAAUUGCCUGCUCUAAAUAAAGUUUACUACAACUGAA
Molecule: messenger RNA, 2981 nt
Organism: Hemicordylus capensis (graceful crag lizard)
Lineage: Eukaryota; Metazoa; Chordata; Lepidosauria; Squamata; Cordylidae
Gene: SPRTN
Product: SprT-like N-terminal domain
Exons: 6
Coding region: 106-1620 (504 amino acids)
Biological process (GO): DNA repair
Cellular component (GO): nucleus
Molecular function (GO): polyubiquitin modification-dependent protein binding; single-stranded DNA binding; metalloendopeptidase activity
Source: RefSeq, a predicted model, not a curated record